Messenger RNA from Entamoeba dispar SAW760, 900 nucleotides. RefSeq lists its product as uncharacterized. The record is from RefSeq and is a predicted model, not a curated record. Bases 1 to 900 code for a protein of 299 amino acids. NCBI's taxonomy places the organism in Eukaryota, Evosea, Mastigamoebida, Endamoebidae. The transcript has a single exon.
AUGUCAUUAAAAAGAGAAAAACAAGUGAGGACAUUAAAUGAUUUGGAUACAAUUAAAACAUGUGAUUUCCUUGCAAAUGAAUUGUAUAAAUAUUUACAAAAAAAUUGUUACUUAUCUUUUUUUGAUGAUAAUAUGGAUGUUAAAAGACAAAUCGAUGAAAUAACUGAACGAAAUGAUGGAUCUGUUGUAAGUGAAUACAAAGAAUUAUUUACUAAUCUUAUCGAAGCGUAUGGAGAAGGAACUCCAACCGCAGCAGUUUCACAAAUGUGUCUUGAUGCAGUGAAAGAAUUUGAAAUUCAAUAUAUUAUGCCUGAUGAUAAUAGUAAAGAAAGAAGAAGAGAAGGAAGAGGUCUUCUUGAUGGAGAAACAACAUUAAAAAAAAAGAAAGUUGAAAAUCUUAUAGGGAAAUUUGCAAAACGUAUUAUUAUGGAAGAUAAAUACAAAACUCUUGAUGACCUUAAAACUGAAAAAAGAUUUUUGAUUAAUAGAAAAGAUGAGAUAGAAAAAGAGAUUGCAAAAUUAACAGAAGAACUUAAAGAUUCAAUUGAACUUAUUUCACCUGAACCAAUAGAUAAAAUUGAACGAAAAGACUUUAAAGAUCCAUUCUUUUUUAAAAAGAAUAAAAUAAAAAAGAGUAAAAAGAUUGAUAACAGUUCAUCUUUUCAACCACCACCUAUAAAUUCAGCAUUAUUGGAUACUACUGAUGAAUCAAUUCCAGAAAGAAGUAAUGACGAACUUCGAAAUGUUGUACAAAAAAUGAUGAAUAUGAGUGGAAGCCAACUUUUAGAACUUAAAAACAUUAUUGAUGUAAAUGCAAACGAAACUGUUAAAUUUGAUCUUAAUAGUCUUUCUGAUGAUACUUUUAAAUUAAUGAAAAAUACUAUUAUGAAAUCUCACUAA